GCGCAGGAAGACUGCAGCAGCUGCAGAUCUGAACACACCUACUGAUCACAGAACAGUGCUCUGCGUUAAGAGGCCAAACUCAUGGGGAUAUAAACAAGAAUAAUUACUACUUCUCUCCGGCAUGUAACGCAUUUCACUCCUUUCUCUUCGGUCAGAAGCUCCACACCAUGGUGUCGUAUAAGAGGCUGACCCCAGAGGAGGUCAACUUCUCCGGCGUGCCUUUACUGCAGUCUCAUGAUGAUUCUCAGGACAGUGAGCUGAAGGUGGAAGAUGCAGAGCGCCCUCUGCUGGCCCGGAGGCCUCAGUGCUCCGUCACUUCUGCCCUGUUGACCCUAGGAGGCUUUAUCCUCGUAGUCCUCGGUGUCUGGUUACUAGGAACCGUGCUUUGGCUGCGUAGUACCGCUUCCAUAGGAAUCCACCGCCCUCCAUCACCCGGCAAAGACAACCGGACACGACUGGAAUCCUGCUCCGUUAUUCCAGAAUCCUGGAGGUUCGACUGCUAUCCAGAGAGAGGUGUUGUGGUGACUGAGGAUUUGUGUCACUCCAGAAACUGUUGCUUUGCACGUGCAGCCAGUGAGCAGAGCGGUGUCCCGUGGUGCUAUUAUCCAGCAGAUUUUCCAUCGUAUACGCUAGCGGCUAUUAACGACACCGAGACGGGAUCGAUCGGGAAACUGGUCCGUACUCAGAAGACGUAUUAUCCUAUGGAUAUUGAGGUGCUGAGGCUGGAUGUGCUGUACGAGUCGAACAGCAGACUGCGUGUAAAAAUAACAGAUCCCGCACAGCAGAGGUUCGAGGUUCCUAUAGAUGUUCCUGUGGUGGAAAAACGAGCUCCGAAUCCCUUGUACACAGUGGAGUUCUCCAAACAGCCGUUCGGGAUCAUCGUUAAGAGAACACAAACCGGAGCUGUGCUGCUGAACACGACUGUAGCUCCGCUCUUCUACGCGGAUCAGUUCCUGCAGAUGUCUACGUCCUUAUCGUCGAAUUUCGUUUACGGGCUCGGUGAACAUCGCUCCAACCUGGUGCAUGAUGUGCAGUGGAGCACGUUCACCAUGUGGGCUCGGGAUGCAGCUCCGGAAGAGUUGAUCAACCUGUACGGUGUUCAUCCAUUUUAUCUUCUCAUGGAGGCUGAUGGACUGGCACAUGGGUCUUUCCUGCUCAACAGCAAUGCUAUGGACAUCGUCCUGCAGCCUGCUCCGGCUCUCACCUGGCGCACGAUCGGCGGAAUUCUGGACUUCUACGUUUUCCUCGGCCCGGAUCCCGGCUCCGUGGUUUCCGAGUACCUGGAGGUCGUAGGAAGGCCUGCGAUGCCGGUGUACUGGGCACUGGGUUAUCAUCUCUGUCGCUGGGGUUACGACUCCAGUAAUAAAACCUGGGAGGUUGUGAGAGAGAUGAGGAAUUAUGGGAUGCCGCAGGAUGUGCAGUGGAAUGAUAUUGACUACAUGGACCGCGCUCUGGACUUCACCUUAGACCCGCUGAACUUCUCCACACUGCCUGACCUGGUCAAGGAUCUUCACCUACACAGCCAGCGUUACGUCAUGAUCUUGGACCCGGGGAUCAGCAGCACUCAGCCCCCCGGUACGUACGGGCCGUUCGAGGAGGGGAUAAAGAACGGCGUGUUCAUCAACAGCUCCGGCGGAGGAACGCUGAUCGGGAAGGUGUGGCCGGGACUUACGGCAUUCCCGGACUUUUCCAACCCGGACACACACGAGUGGUGGUACCGAAACCUGCAGGAGUUCCACAACCGAGUCGCGUUUGACGGCCUGUGGAUCGAUAUGAACGAACCGUCGAAUUUCUUCGACGGAUCCGUAGACGGUUGUCCUGACGACCAACUAGAAAACCCUCCUUACACACCGUAUGUUCUGGGCGGCAGUCUGAGGGCCAAGACCGUGUGUGCGUCUGCACGACAGAAAACCACCUCACACUACAACCUGCACAGCCUGUACGGACUUAUGGAAGCCAAAGCAACAGCGAGUGCUUUGAAGAGGAUCCUGGCGAAGCGCCCGUUUGUGAUUUCCCGCUCCACGUUCCCGAGUCAGGGGAAGUACUCCGGUCACUGGCUGGGAGAUAACAGGAGCCAGUGGAAGGACUUGUACAUGUCCAUUCCAGGCGUGCUGACGUUCAAUCUCCUGGGCGUUCCGCUGGUGGGCGCGGACAUCUGCGGCUUUUCCCAGAACACCACGGAGGAGCUGUGCGUGCGCUGGACGCAGCUCGGAGCCUUUUACCCCUUCGCCAGAAACCAUAACACAAAAGAUUCAGCGCCUCAGGAUCCAACGGCGUUCAGUCCGGCCGCUCGGACCGCGAUAAAGGACGCUCUCCUGCUCCGUUAUUCCCUCUUUCCUUUCCUGUACACGCUCUUCCACUACGCGCACGUCCAGGGACACACCGUGGCGAGACCCCUGUUUUUCGAGUUCCCUACAGACGGAACGACGUACACCAUCGAUAAACAGUUCCUGCUGGGGAAGAGCGUGCUGGUGACGCCCGUUCUGGAGCCCGGAGUGGAUUUCGUGGUUGGCUACAUGCCUGAGGGGCUCUGGUACGAUUUUUACACAGGCACCUCAUUGGUCAGUAAAGGUGAAGAGAUGAAGCUUCAUGCUCCUCUGGACAAAAUCAACCUCCAUCUGAGAGAAGGAUCCAUCAUUCCUACACAGAGGCCCAACACUACACUGUGGGUGAGCAGCGGUCAGCCCCUGCACUUGAUCGUGUGUCUGAGCGAGGACAGUCAGGCUGACGGAGAUCUCUUCUGGGAUGACGGAGAAUCUCCGGACACGUACGAGACGGGCGAGUACGCCUACAUCGUGUUCAGCCUGAAACAGAACACGAUGACGUCACAGGUGCUACGCAGUCAUGUGGAGGCCACGUACCUCACGGUGGAGACGGUUUCGUUUUACGGCGUGAAGACGGCGCCGAGCAGCGUCACCGUGAAUUCGCAAGAAGCGCCGUUCAACUACACGUCCAAUCAGGUGUUGAGAGUAGACGAGUUGGGUCUGAACCUCAGUCAGAACUUCACCCUCAGCUGGAAAUGAUCCAAAAUCAAAAGCCUCGUGUUUGCCGCUUUAUUAUUUAUUUUUAAUUCCAGUGUAAUCUUCAGAAAGGUACGAGUAAGUGCACUUCGUACAAAAAAAAGCAAAAGAAUAAAUCUCAAGACUUGAUUUAACGGCGUUUUAGAUCAGCAGGGUUUUUUAGUUGUUUUUGUUUAGAAUUCAGACACAGUCGCAUUUCAAAUUUUAAGAAAAUAAAAACGUCAUUUGCAAUAAUCAGAAGGGAGACGAUGGAUCAGAGCGCGCGAUGUUCUCCCAGCAUUCAGGGAACGGGCGUGGUGCAAUACGCUUCAGCGAACUCGCGAAAUAAGGAAUUCGGACGUUUACGGAUUCGCUGCAGCGCUCCCCGAGACACCCGCUUUCUCCGCUGAAGCGGCCAAUGAAAUUCUCCCGUCGUUAGAAAAAUCGCCAGUAGCCGACCGCACGCUCCCGUGAACUCGUGUAUGCGGAGAGCGCUUCGCUCCGAGCGAGUCACGCCGGAUUCACCGAAGGGGAACGGACGUGUGGGAGUUUCGUCAAGUCUGAGCCAAUAGAAAGAAAGGGGCGGGGCGGCGUGGUCGUCCAUCAUGACGUACGAGUUUCGCCUGGAAAAAGAAAUCUAUAAAUAAAUAAAUAAAUAAACGCGCUAUAAACGCUGGUCCACAGACGUGUGCUGCGGUUUUACCGCGAGGCGUUAACGAUAACGUCUACAUCGAGAAUUUAGGACAGCGAUCCGAACGAUCCCGAAUCCCAGGAGUAAAAUGACUCUGUUUGGACAGAGUACUAUAAAGAGUGUUUUUUAUAUAUAAUGUAUAACGUUGACGGAUUCUAUCGGCUUGAUUGCACUAAAUCGUGACGCAUGUAAAGUGUUGCAUGUUUAAACUUCGUCUUUAUCACCGGGUUAGUGCAGGUUUUUUUUGGUUGUUUUUGUGGGUAAUAAUUGGACUUUUUUGACACUUGAAGGUGUACGGAGAAGAUUACAUUACUGUAGAAGGUUGAUUUGAAGGGUUUUGUGCCUUAUAACGCAUCAGAACUGUGAUCUUUUUCUUCUGCAGCUGCUUUACUGUGAAUGUCUUCAAAUUCUGUGAAACGCUUUAAAGCCAAAAAGCUUCGGCGGUGCUGCUCCGCCUCCGCCGGCGAAUGUCGCAUUACUACAUGCUUUCCAUAGCUGUAGAGCUUUUCUUCCUCUUUUCUUUUUUUUACAUCUAAAUGUAAUUAUUCUUCUCAUCUGUAAUGUCUGUGCUUUUAAUGAAGAAAUGUAGAAAUAAAGAUAUUUUUAGCUUUGAA
Ictalurus punctatus (channel catfish) is the source of this 4304-nucleotide messenger RNA. RefSeq names its product alpha glucosidase 2 (gene gaa2). The record is from RefSeq and is a predicted model, not a curated record. The coding region runs from base 168 to 3023 and encodes 951 amino acids. Gene Ontology annotation, biological process: carbohydrate metabolic process. Gene Ontology annotation, molecular function: alpha-1,4-glucosidase activity; carbohydrate binding. NCBI's taxonomy places the organism in Eukaryota, Metazoa, Chordata, Actinopteri, Siluriformes, Ictaluridae. The transcript is spliced from 20 exons.